Messenger RNA from Protopterus annectens (West African lungfish), 5951 nucleotides. RefSeq names its product P2Y purinoceptor 1-like. Gene Ontology annotation, biological process: G protein-coupled receptor signaling pathway. The coding region runs from base 597 to 1649 and encodes 350 amino acids. The transcript has a single exon. Gene Ontology annotation, cellular component: membrane. Gene Ontology annotation, molecular function: neuropeptide receptor activity. The record is from RefSeq and is a predicted model, not a curated record. Lineage: Eukaryota; Metazoa; Chordata; Ceratodontiformes; Protopteridae.
AUGGUGUGUGCAAACACACAGUAGCACAUUGGGAAACUACGCCCCUUUUAAGUGCCUAAGAUGAGGAAGUGUGCACAGUUCAAGCGUCUUGUCACUUGUGUUUACUUUCUUUUUAAUCUCUGUCACACCGGUAAAAACGAAACCUAAAUGCCGUCUGCAGUCUUCACGGCAAUGGUUUCGGAGGCAGACGGGCGAGCACUAACAUCUGGGGAAGAGAAGGGGCGGUGACUUUGUGGGGAGCCCUUGCAGUCCCUUACUCUUGGCUGCCCCCCCGCAGAUACGCCCACGUACCAACAGUUACUCCACUUUGACCUGUUCAUGCUCUCCAGCACUGGGUGCUGCAGUUUCAUAAGCGUGGGACUACAAACUAAUGGCUGUGCAAGGGAGUUAGGCAUCAUAAAAUGCAACGUAAAAUUAAACUGGGACUGUAUCUGGAUACCACACGGUUUAGAUCAAAAGAAAUGUUGACGUAAUUUGCAUCUAGACAGUGGAAUCUGGUGUUGAACUACCAAGGACUGACAGCGACGUUAUCAUUUUUGGCAUGCACAUUGGACUGACACUGACAACAGUGGAUCGAAAGUCCUGAUCUGCAGAAAAUGACAGCAGAAGAAAAGUCAGCCAACACUCAGGUGACAAUGGAGUCUCCCACCAACUCCAGUCAAAACAUAACCUGCCAGAUCGAUAAAACGUUCACCUCAUUGUACUUGCCCUCUGUGUACGUAUGUGUCUUUGUAGUAGGGUUCCUGGGCAACAGCUGCGGGCUUUACCGACUGGUGCAGAACUGGAAGAAAUGGGCCAGCAUUAACGUGUUUGUCUUGAACUUGGGGAUUGCUGACUUGCUGUAUGUGGCGACCCUACCUUUCCUGGUGGACUACUACGUUCAGGGCGAAUGGCACUUCGGAGACACCUUCUGCAGAAUCACCAGGUUCCUAUUCCAUCUUAAUCUCCAGUGCAGCAUUGCGUUCCUGACGUGCAUCAGUGUUAAUCGCUACCUGGGUAUUGUACACCCCAUGAAGGUGCUGGGCAAGUUACGGUUAAGAUGGUCAGUGAUGGCGAGUCUACUGGUUUGGAUAUGCAUCAUUGCGCAAGUUGCUCCCCAGAUGCACUUCAUCCAUCUCCGCUCAGACGGAAAGGUGUGCUUUGAUACAGCUUCUGAUGAGGUCCUUGCCACAUACAGGAUUUACAGCGUAUUAAACAGUGCCGCUGGAUUUGCCAUCCCCUUUGCUAUCAUUCUGGCUUGCUACAGUCAUGUAGCUGUUGUAUUGGUCCGGAACAAGAACGUAGACCGUUCUUUGAAACAGAAAUGCCUCAGACUUGUGAUCAUUGUCACGAUCCUUUUCUCGUUAUGUUUUAUUCCAUAUUGCAUUUUUAGAAAUCUGAACUUGCUGGCCAGGCAAGUGAAUCAAACUGCAAAGGUCUGCAACAAAACUUCAAAGAUAAUUUAUUUGAUCUACCAGGUUACCAGGGGUCUUGCCUCUUUAAAUAGUGCAGUUAAUCCACUGGUGUACCUGGUUACUAAUGAAAAAAUUAUUGGCAAAGUGAAGAGGUUUGGUCAGCAAGCAAAACGCUCCAUAGCUUAUUUUUCAGUUAGAAGCAUGUUGUCUAACCCAGCACAGGAAAUGUCUGAAAGCACUUCUUACGAGGCUUGACGCCAUAGCCAGCUUUUAUUAUUUAACAUAUCAAACACGCCAUAUGAACAAUAGUAACCGGACUUCAUAGCAGCAACACUUUAUUUGCCAACUUUUGACAAAACUGACGUAUCCCCCACAUGCCUGUUUCAGAGGCAGUAAAACCGACUUGAAAAAAUUAAGGUCAAUUGCUUACCGUAGGAUGUGGAUUAUGGUUUUUAUGUCACAUUUGGACAGUGCCAGAUGUCGGAGAUUAAUCCACAUGCCCUGCAUUGGUGGGAGGGAGGGAGAGAAUGAGCUUAUUAAAAGCAUUUAUUAUUUAUUACUUUUUAAGCUGUAUAAUAACCUUGUGCACUCCACUUCUGAAACCAAAACUAAAAGAAAAUGCAUUAGUGUUUACUACAUGAGAAUUAAGUUAUUUGUAAAAUUAAAAUAAAUGCAGGACUUAUAUUAUGGAGGAUACUGCCAGUCUUUUAAUGGGUCUGAAACUCAUUGAUGAGAGCUGUAAUGAAGAAUUCUGUUUUCUAGUAUGGCUUUAUCAGAUAAAUCCAUGCAUCCUUAGGGCUGUGCAAAUACAGAGUUAACAUGUUGUAAUAUCCUUGUUAUGUCAGCAUCAUUGCAAAGAAAAGAAUAUAUGACACAAAACAGUAGAAUAAAAUGGAAUGGAAUUGCCAAAGCUAAAAAUGUGGCUAGCAGUAUAAAAUAAAAAAUCUGCACAGAUAUGUAAAGCUGUAAACAUAAAAAAUGGUGUGCAAAACUGAAACAGAAUUUAAGUAACCAGAGAAGUCACAGGGCCCUAUGAAGUAUUUAGCUCCUGUGGCAUAAAGGUAAACAAGCAGUGCGACAAGACAGCGUGGAAAGAUAAGAGACACUGAAAUGCAGGUGCUAUUAGUAUAAAUGUGGGGUGGGGGAUCAGUGGCUCAGCAGUUAGUGGUUCUGUCUACAUCACUAAUUCUGCAAUUUGGUUCAUGUCUGGAUUACUUACAGUGCAGAGUCUGUAUGCCAUUGCUGUGUCCAUGACAGUCUCUGCACUAGAUGCUUUGACUUCUUGACGCAUUCCAAAUACAUGCUGUAUGUGUAUUUCUGAUCUACCAUAUUAUUUGUAGUUGUGCAUAAUGUAUAUGUUUGUGAGAACACAUAUAUGUAUGUAUGUGUGUGUAUACAUGCACACGUGCACACACACACACACACACACACACACACACACACACACACACAUGUAUAUAUGAGCAUCCUGUGCAGGAUUAAUUUCUCUGCAUUUUGCACAUUAAGUGCUAGAAUAUAGGACAAUGAAUGAAUAAAAGAAGAGCAGAGGAUGAAAUAUGACUGCAAAAAGAAUCAUAUUGGAGAAACCAUAUGGAAGAUAUAUAUAUAUAUAUAUAUAUAUAUAUAUAUAUAUAUAUAUAUAUAUGUGUGUGUGUAGUCAGUAUUUUUGAGUCAAAAUAAGUAAUUCAAAGUUACAUUUUAUACUAAAGCCCACUUAUUAUUGUGUGCCUUGAAAACUGAGGCUUUAUGAUUCUACAUCAAAGUUAACAAGCAUCCCACAGUACUUCUUGUAAAAUUUAAAUCUUUUUAUUUGUCUGUCCAUCUAUCUAUAUGUCAGUCUGUUAUAUUUGUUUUCUGCAAAAAUUAACAGCUUAGAUCUUACUGUUUGAGAAAUUUAUAUCUUGUCUCUCUUCUAAAAAAAUUGCUUCUUUCCCUGCAGUAGCCUUGAAUGCUGAAUUGCUAGGAAUUAUUCCUAUAGGACUUCAUUUUUGUUACCAUAGAUCACUGAUUAGUCAUUAAACAAAUGCGUUGUCAUAUUCAGAAAAUAUAGGAAUACUAUUCAACAAUGGUAAAAGUAUUUCAGCAAUGAUAAAAGUUUCAAUUAUUCAUUACACCUCAUUCUGCACAAACCACUCUCUUAACUUGAUUUUGUGAUUUCUUGCUUGCUUCCAACAUUCACUUAUUUUGAAACAAGAUAUUAAUUUACUAAGGACAUUUGGUUCAUACACUAACAGAAGUCAUACUAGGUUGUAUUAGCUCAAUGAUUUAUCUAUAUCUUUGUGAAAAUUUUCAUUGUCAUGCAUCUAGCUUUGUUUUUUAUCGAUCAUUCUUUACUGUGUCUGAAUGCCCUUUAUCUCUGAACUUUGUUUCAUAUCUCUGCAUCACAAAACAGUACUAAAAUGAAUGAUCAUUUGCAGAAGUAUUCUUCCUCUUUCCAAAUUUUAAUUUUCAUCAAGUAAAACAUUACUGAUGCUUGCUUUAUAAAAUUUUCAUAAAAUGUUAUGCUACUGUUAAUCUGUUCCACCAUACGUACACACUAUGAACUGAAGUACAGAUUACCUGCAUUCUGCCUGCAUGGGGCUUGAAAACUAGCUUACAUAAGAAUUCCAUGCAUUAUCCAUACAUUUAAUAUGAUAUAGUAGUAUUGUGAAGUCAAUAUACAGCUGGCACAGUUCAGGAACUUUCUAUAGGAAUGAUCAUAGGACUAGAUAGUUAAUCAGUAUCCAGAGUAAGGGAUCGGUGUUGAGCAUAGUGCAGUGCAAUAAACCUGGUUUUAAAUAAUUAUAAAUCUUCCAACUGUCAGAAGGAAUGCAGCAUGCAGUGACAACAGGGCAUUCUGCAGACUGCUGUUGCUUGCUUCCAAAUUUUAACAUUCUCUGUACUACCUUUUGCCUGGGGUACAGCUUAUGCACCCUAGUGACUAAAAUGCAUGUUCAGUUGGAUGCCUGUAUGGACUCAUUUUUGUCCAACUAUCUGUCACAGCACACUAUCCUACACACUAAAUACCUGAGAGUUGUACAGUGACACGUGUACACUCUAUAGUUCUGUGAGGCUAUUCUUGUAGUUUUAUGAGGCCAUCCCUACAGCUCUGUGAAAUCAUGGGGACAUGCAGAUAGUACACAAGGAAACUCAUGACGUCUGUGCACUUAGUGCACUUAGCCUUUAGUAGCUACAGUGUGCUUAGCCUUUAGUGGCUACAGUGCAUUUAGGCCCUAGUGGCCACAGUGUACUUAGCCUUUAGUAGCUACAGUGUGCUUUGCCCCUAGUGGCCACAGUGGGUUUAGUUCCUAGUAGCUACAGUGUGCUUAUCCUUUAGUGGCUACAGUGUGCUUAGUCUUUAGUGGCUACAGUGUGCUUAACCCCUAGUGGAAACAGUUUGCUACUUAACAUUUUGUUUGUCUCAGGCUACAGAAUCUUCAAAAUCCUCUCUUCUCCCCCUCUCUGUCCCUGACUAUCUGUCUCUGUCUGUUGCUAUAUUUCACUAUCACUGUGUCUGUCUGUUUAUCUCUGUCUCUCAGCCUGUCCCUCACAGUCUGAUAUUAUGCAGUGUGUGUACCACAGUCCCACAAUGCAUCACAUGGAAACAUCAUUGCUACUCCGUCUUAUUUGGUAAUCCAAUUUAUUAUGUCUUUUGUAGCCUUUAUAUCCUGUUCACUGCAUAGGACCUACAAAAGUGUAUCACUAAACCAUGGCUACACAUAAGGAGGCAUGUCUGCUCAUCACACAAUGAAGCAUUUUAUCAUCCCAGAUGGAAUCCAGUGAGAUAGGCAUAGUUUGUAGAGAUCAAGUACCAGACACUGGAUAUAGCUGUUGAUUUCACUUCAUAAUGCAGCAGACUUAAUUCACAGCUAUGUCUGGUACAGGAGCAAUGAUUGUGGCACCUAUGUCUGGGAAAGGAGAAAUGAUGGGUGAAUAAUCAACUGUUAUCAUAUAAUUAUAGCAGGGGAGAUGGUGAUGAUAACUAUUACUACCAGUCCAGUCCAAAAACCUUUUACAAUCUAUUUCCACCUUUCCGAAAAUAUGUUGUUCUGCUCCUGUGAGACCAUAUAUGGUAAUGUAAUGUUGAUUUUAUUUAUGUACACGUAUAAUAAUAAAUAUAUGAUAAUACAUCAUGAACAAAAUAAGUUACACUUUCAUAGCUGUGUCUGACAGAUAUACAACCAUAGCAAUAAAAUCCUAUCCUAACAACCAAUAAGUCAAUUUGCAGGACUGUAAACAUUACCAUAUGUUUGCAUUGAAUAUUUUCUCGACCUGUGUGGUAUCAGUGGUUCUGUAAAGAUGGUUAAGUACUGAGAUUAACUUUUGAAAGUAGACAGGCAUAUGUAUAUCUGACAUUUUUUUCUGGCUCUGAUCCUAUUUUUGUAAUAGGAUUACAGUUUUUUUAAGCAUAACUUUUAAAUACUUACAUUUUCCCAUUUAUCUCUUUGUUGAUCUUACAUUAAAACAUUUCAAAUGUUUUACAUUUGAUGCAUCUGCAGUAUUUCUGCCUACCCCAAAUGUCAGCACGAAGGAGACUGUAGCCAUGAUCAAAUGUAACCCUGUCAUUUGUCAUGCAAG